UGCCUUGUUACUCUGGUAGGAUAUUGCUUCAGACCUGCGGACCAAGAGGUCAGUGAUCGCUGAGACGGAGCAGAGCCUGCGCCUGGCCAAAGGCAGCUGUGACACCAUGGCAACUAAAUUCCAAGAGCACUGCCCCGACAUCGAGAGGCAGGAGGCGGACGUCCAGAAGCUCAACAAGCGGUUCAACAACCUCAAUAGGCAGACCGACACCAGGUCUCAGAGCUUGCAAAGAGCCAAGAUGUCUUACAGCAAUUACCGCAAUGAUUAUGACAAUCUGAACAACUGGCUGUCUCGUGUCCCAAACUACGAGCCCAAUGAAACUGAUGACCCGAGACAAGUGGAGACCAAGCUGAAGAAUCAGAGGAACUUGCUCUCUGAUAUUGCCAGAAAAGAGUCUGAAUUGAACAACGUGUCAAAAAAUGCCCAGCUCUACCAACAAGCUGUCAAAGACUACGAGAAUGAAACUGAGAAGUUCAGAUCCAUCCUUGACCUUGAGGAUGGACUUGUUCCUCAGACAUACAAGAGGAACAGACUAGAAUCACCUGCACUGAUAGUCAAGGCAGAGGAAGCUGCUAUUGAGGCCAAGUUCACUGAGGUGAAUGCUGUGAACAAGCAAAGGCUUCAGAGUCUAGAAUUCACUCAAAGUCUUCUCAACCAGCAACCUGAGAUCUCUAUGAUCCAGGCUACAAAUGUCAAGUCAGUAAAUUCUUCUGUCUCGGGAGAAGAGCCAUGGAGAAUCAAGAAGCAGCUGGAUGAUGAGGUCCAGAGGAGGGAGCAGCUAGAGAGAGAAAUUGAAACUAUACAGACUGACAUCUAUGUCCUUGAAGGACAGAGGCCCCAAGACACAAUUGUCAAGAAGGAGCUUAUCAAAAAGGUUCCUGACCCCCAGCUUGAUGAGGAAGUCCAUAAGGUCCAGCAGAAACUCUCAGAGGAGCGCCGCACUACCCAUGUCAUGGAGAAUGACCUUGAGGUACUGAAGCUGAAGCUGCGUGGCCUUGAUACAGAACUCAAAGAAGGGGCACAGCAAUACACUGUCAAGGAGGUCCUGCGUAUUGAGAGAGAUCGUGGUCAGGAGGAGGAGAUGCGCAAGCUUCGAGAGGAACUGGAUGAGCUAAGAAGGAACAAGUUGAUGAAGGACAAUGAGCUGAUUCUGAUUCAAAAGCAGGUGACACUCCUGGCUGAGGAAAAGAACAAGGAACAGGAGGUCAUCACUGAAGAGGAGGUGAUCAAAGUCCAAAAUGAUCCUCAGCUUGAAACAGAGUACCGAGUGCUAUUGGACAGGAAGCAGAAGGCAAUAGAUGGCAGGAAGCAGCUGGAGGAUGAACUUCAGUUUCUUCAGGAGAAGCUCAGAAGGAUGGAGAAAGAGAAAUCAAUGGCAGAGGAAAAGAUUUCCAUCAAAGAGGUUCUGAAAGUAGAGAAAGAUGUCGUCUUUGAAAGAGAGGUAGAAAACCUCCGAAAGCAGUAUGAAGAUGAGAAGGCCAAACGAAGAUCAUCACAGCGCGAAAAGACUGACUUGCAGAGGAAAAUUACCAGCCUAGAGGAGGAGAAGUCUAAGGUUGUUAUUCAGGAGAAGAUGCGGGAGAUCGUCCGCCCAGAUCCCAAGGCUGAGAAUGAGGUGGCCAAUCUGCGGCUUGAACUUGUAGAGCAGCAGAGGCGCUACAGGGAUUCAGAGCUCCAGAUCAGAACCCUGCAGGAUGAGCAUACCACGCUGAGGAACCGAGGACCUCAAGUGGAGAUCAAAGAGAUCAUUAAAGAAGUCAUCAAAUACAAGACGGACCCGCAGACUGAACGGGAACUGGAGAGACUUCGCAAUGAAAUUGUAGAUAAAACCCACCAGACUGAGAAAUCUGAGAUGGAAAUCCGCCAACUUCGUGAUGAAAUUCAAAGAUGGAAGGACACCAAACCUCAAGUCCAGACCAAAGAGGUGGUCAAUGAAGUGCUGCAGUACAGAGAAGACCCUAAGACUAAGGAGGAAAUUGAGACUCUCAAAAGGAAACUAGCUGAUGAACAGAAGAAACGCCUUGACCUUGAGGGAGAACGAUCAGUUCAAGAAGAGAAGAUCAGACUGAGGAAAAUUGAUCUGUCUCAAGUCCGUGAAAAGGUUGUUCAGCAAGAAGUGGUCAAGAUGGAAGAAGAUCCUAUCCUCAGAUCAGAGUGUGACACCUUCUUACAAAAUAUCAACAAUGAGCAGAAACAAAAGGACAGCCUGAAAACUGAGCUCUACCAACUGCAGAGACAAAAGGCUGAUCUGGAUCUGCAACUGGAAGAGCUGGAACGUGAGCGUAGGGCAAGGCGCGAUGCAGAAUUGGAGAUCCAAAGACUUCGUGUCACACUUAAUGAGCUCGAGAUCCGCGACAAAGAGAACCGUGAGAAGGUGACUGUCAAACAGAAGGUAGUCUUGCAGCAGGAUCCCCAACAGGAGAAAGAACACUCCAUCCUCAGACUACAGCUUGAUGAAGAGAAGCACAAACGCACUCUGCUUGAGAAAGAGCUGAAUGUCCUCAUCCAGCAGCAGAUCACCCUGGAGAAGAUGGAUGUGAAAGAAAGAGUUGUUCGCACCGAGAAAGUUCAAGUAGAAAGGGACCCAGAGGCUGAGAUUGAGAUUGAGAAACUAAAGAAGACUCUGGAAGAAGAGAAAAGAAGAAGGAGAGAACUCGAUCAGGAGUUUACCACCCUCACUUCUAGGUUCUCCGAUAUGGAGUUCUCAAGCACCAAAUCUUCGAAAGAACUGCACUACAUCCGUGACGAAAGCAGUCGUCUGCAACAAGAAAACCAAAGGCUCCAGAAUGAGAUCCGCAAGAUUCGCUCAGAGAUCGAUAUCACCAGCAAAGAGACUAGGCUUAUCACAGAGUCUGCACCAAGGGAUGAUGGAAAGAACCUGGAGUUGAGGCUUGAUUCACUACAGAGAGAACUAGCAGAGCUCCGAGGCAUUACCACACAGAAGGAUGAGGAGGUUGAAAGGCUUCAGAAGAACCUGGUGGCAGUGAGACAGAAGAAGGAACAGAGGGAGAGCCAUCUCCGUAGGUCUAUCGUUAUCAUUGACCCCGACUCAGGCAAAGAGAUGAGACCAGAGGAGGCCUACAAACUAGGGCUGAUUGACUGGAAGAUGUUUGUCAACCUGCAGAGCCAGGAGUGUGACUGGGAGGAGAUAUCAGUCAAGGGCCCCAAAGGAGAAUCCUCGGUUCUGCACGACAGAAAAUCAGGGAAAAAGUUCUCCAUCGAUGAUGCGUUGCGUCUCGGGCAUAUCACAAAUCGCCAGCUUCAGCAGUACAUUAACAAAGAAAUUACCAUCCAGGAGUUUGGUGUUAUGGUAUCGGGCAAGACCAUGUGAAUGCAAACAUGAAAAGAUUUCCUCAGCGUCAUCUCUGUUUGAACCAUCUCCUUGUUUUUUUUGUAUUUUACUUCCCAUUGGCAUUACUUUAUCUAUGAUUACUCAAUAAAUGUAUUUAUUUUCUAAUGCAUAUAUAAUGUUGUGGUACUGGAAUAAAUAUAAGGAUUGAUAUAACUAUACUGACUUCAUAACAUUUUGGAUUUGCUCAGCUGGGUUUAGAUGUAUUACACUGGGUACUAUGGUAAAAAACACAACUUUGCAUAUCAGGAUUAAAUAAUGCCAUUGAAAUGUGCAUGGGUACUAAAUGUUUCAUUUAUUCGUGGGGUUUUCCAUGGUCUACUGUAUUUGCUGUGUGAUCUGUAAGCUUCAAUAAAGUCAAAUCAAACAGUAUGGA
This is a messenger RNA of Notothenia coriiceps (black rockcod), 3725 nucleotides long. It is a transcript of the gene ppl, whose product is annotated as periplakin. Gene Ontology annotation, cellular component: membrane; cytoplasm; intermediate filament. NCBI's taxonomy places the organism in Eukaryota, Metazoa, Chordata, Actinopteri, Perciformes, Nototheniidae. Bases 107 to 3331 code for a protein of 1074 amino acids. The record is from RefSeq and is a predicted model, not a curated record. The transcript has 6 exons. Gene Ontology annotation, biological process: wound healing; intermediate filament cytoskeleton organization. Gene Ontology annotation, molecular function: structural molecule activity; cadherin binding.